Molecule: messenger RNA, 2357 nt
Organism: Pristis pectinata (smalltooth sawfish)
Lineage: Eukaryota; Metazoa; Chordata; Chondrichthyes; Rhinopristiformes; Pristidae
Gene: mrrf
Product: mitochondrial ribosome recycling factor
Exons: 8
Coding region: 362-1150 (262 amino acids)
Biological process (GO): translation
Cellular component (GO): mitochondrion
Molecular function (GO): ribosomal large subunit binding
Source: RefSeq, a predicted model, not a curated record
GGGAAAUGUAGUCCGGGGUGGCGCAUGCGCGGCUUCGUCGGGCUGGACGCCGAGGAAGGCGGUUGUCAGGAGGAGCCGAAGAGCUGGGGAGCACGGGUUGACUUUCACACUUGGCGUUAGUCGGCAGGAUUUCGCAAGGAUACCUGGACACCUCUGGACUGAGUCAGUGGCCGACGGCGUUCGGAAGGUCAACAGGAGAAAUAAGGUGCCAUCAGACCCCUUGUGUCUGACUCCUACGUUGACCUCUGGGAACACUGUGGUCCCUCAUCUGAGGUAGAUCUGGUUCACUGCCGAAAUCCGAAAAGAACCAGCAGAGAACAAAGAGAUUCACAGGUAACGAUUAAAAGCAGUUUCCUGCACAAUGUCAAUUACACUGAGAUGGAUGCAUCAGCUAGCACCUAGAGUCUACAAAUUUUGUUCACCCUUUGUACAAUCAGCAGUUCAGCGCCGAGUAGGACAUCCAGCUCUGUUUCUGGACAACUGCAGGCAAUGUGAGGCCCUGUGCAUAACACCGAGCCGUCUACUUGCCACCAAGAAGACCAAAGUGAAAACCAAAGGACAACCAGGACCUCGAGUGAACAUCAACGCUGCUUUAGUGGAGGACAUUAUUAACCUCAAUGAAUUAAAACAAAAUAUGUUGGAAAUCGUAGAGAACCUCAAAGAUGAUUAUGGGAAGAAUCUAAAUAUAAGAACCUCUCCAGGUGCUUUAGAUCAUAUAACAGUUACGACUAGCAAUGGAAAAUUUCCAUUAAACCAUUUGGGUCAAGUCUCCAUGAAAUCGCCUCAACUCAUCUUAGUAAAUAUGACAAGUUUCCCUGAGGCAACAGUGGCUGUCACUGAGGCCAUAAGGGAAAGUGGAAUGAACCUGAACCCUGAAGUGGAUGGGACUCUGAUCAGGGUGCCAAUUCCUAAGGUGACCAGAGAGCACAGGGAAAAUCUAGCCAAACUUGCGAAGCAGAUAACAAACAAGUCAAAAGAAUCACUGCGAAAACUGCGCACUAAUGCUAUUGCACAAGUCAAGAAGUCGAAGGAUUCUGUCUCUGAAGAUACAAUCAAACUGCUGGAAAAGCAGAUUCAACAGAUGGUGGAGGAUGUUACUGCUGACAUGGACAAGCAUCUUGUGGCAAAAACCAAAGAGCUGCUGGGAUGAUCAGGAUGGGGAAAUGAGCUGGGGAUAAGCAAAGCCAUUCCCCCACUUCCUUCCCAAAGCUCAGUGCUCUGUUUGUAGGUACUGGCAGUCAGAGAGUUUAUUCCUGAGACCAUUUUCUUCAUGUUCCUAAAGAAAGAUUUGCAUUUAAUUAGUUCCUUUCACACAGUCCAAAGCUCUGAAGUACUUCCGAAGUGUUAUCACUGUAAAAUGCAGCAGCCAGCUUUACAUACAGGAAGCUGCCCAGCUGAGCUGUGGAGUUCCGGAGCACUGAAUUAUCUUUCAGACCAUAGUCUUGGAGGAUCCUUCAUCUGAUAAAGCAGACAGAGCCUCAUCUCACCUGAAAGAAGGCACCUCUGAUGGCGUAACGUUCCUUCAGUACUGCACCAGCACGUCAGCCCAUAUUUAGCCAUCCAGGGUGAGACUGGAACCGUUGACUUUCUGGCUGCGGUGAGCCAAAGUCGACAUGUUACAUAGCCGCUGAGCUUUAACAAAGUAUUGAAAAUGGACUUACUGUACAGAGCAGUGGGUGCAGAACCCUUGCCCAUUAUUCUUCCCACUCCUCGUUAACUGGGGACAGAGUGUGUGUCAGAUUUGGAUGUUCCUGAUCUCUUUGCUUUAUGACUCCAUUGACGGUCCUUCCACGAUAAUGAUCUGCUGGUGCUUUGCUGUAUCUCCUGAGGACAUGAAUGGUUCUGUAGGUGGAUGCUUUUCUUUCCUACUUUUCCUUAGUCCUGUAUCACACCACAUUGUGCACUGGCCGCUGACGGUACAUUGUACAUUGAUGAGGCUGAAUUACAUUUUCAUCCCACAUGGUUGCUGCUUAGAAAUGGAGAAAAUGAAAUUGACAAUUCCAGCUGAUCUAUACCAGUAACUUCAUUCUGUGAAGCAAAAUAAAUCAGUUUAACUGACGUCAGGAAAAUCCUACACCAUUUUAUCACUUGAAUGAUGUGAAUAAUUGGGAGAUUCUUUUACAACACUGCCAUUAGAAAUUGAGAUUGUAAAAUAAAUAGUUGCUCUUUCUUCACAAAAUUCUCUUCCUAUAGUCCAUAAGCUCUGAGCUGGGCAUAUUUCUUGUAUCAUAAAAGGUAUUGGAUUGCAUGCACACACACACAUGCUUCCUAAAUGUUGGUUUGCAACAGGUGGCUUAGGAAAUAAACAUGAACAACAUUUAUCUGACUGAAUUUAAUGUUUUGCAUCAAAAUCAUGU